UUGUGCUAAGCAAGCUCCAACUUGUCUUUCUCCUUUUCUUCUUAUUUCAAGAAACUGAAAACCCCUCUACCUCAUUUCUCCAUUAAUUGUUUGGCAGGUUGAUUUCAAUAGCAGUCACCUUCACAAAUUUGAAAUCUUGUGGUAAAGGGAUAAUUGAUUUCAAUGGCAGCUGUUUCCCCUGAAUCCCAGAUGAAUCAAAGAACAUGGCCGUGUAAAUCGGACGGUGGCCCUCGUUUCACCGCCUUUUCAUUCAUCGGAAAAUAUACCGAUAAUAAUAAUAAUAAUAACCAAAGAUUAAUAAACCCCACAAUCAAUCAUUUCCAAUCUAAUCCAAACAAUCAAGAUUUCUCACAACUCCCUGACGAUGUGCUAUUGAAAAUUGCUGCCAAUUUCACUUUGUCUAAUUUACGUGCGGCUUCACAAGUAUGUAAGUCUUGGUGUGAUGGGUUAAGACCCUUAAGAGAAGCUAUGCUGUUUCUCAAAUAUGGGAAGCGGUUUAAGCAUGGGCGUGGAGGGGUGAAACCUAAUUUGAAUAAGGCUCUUGAAUCGUUUCUUAAAGGUGCGGCUCUUGGGUCUACAUUGGCUAUGGUUGAUGCUGGAUUGGUUUAUUGGGAAAUGGGGAGGAAGGAACAAGGGAUUGCUUUCUAUAGAAAAGCAGCUGCACUUGGUGACCCUGCUGGUCAGUGUAACUUGGGGAUUUGCCUCUUGCAAGCUAAUCCUACGGACAAUGAGGAGGCUAUUAAAUGGCUGCACAAAGCUUCCGUUGCAGGUUAUGUUCGAGCUCAGUACCAGCUUGCCCUUUGUUUACAUAAAAAUCGUGGCCCGAGUAGGAAUCUUCAUGAAGCGGUAAGGUGGUAUCUGAAGGCAGCAGAAGGUGGAUAUGUCCGUGCUAUGUACAAUAUAGCAAUAUGCUACUCAGUUGGAGAAGGUGUAGUUCAAUGUCACAAGUUAGCAAGGAAAUGGAUGAAGAGAGCAGCUGAUCGAGGGCAUAGCAAAGCCCAGUUUGAGCAUGGACUCGGUCUAUUUUCCGAAGGGAACAUGAAGAAAGCUGUGGUGUAUUUGGAGCUCGCCACUCGUGCUGGUGAGACAGCAGCUGAUCACGUCAAGUAUGUUAUACUUCAAGAGAUGUCCACUUCUUGUCGUGACAGAGCUAUGCUUCUUGCUGAUAAUUGGUGUCCUUUGCCUUCUUCAUCCCGUUGAUCGAGUUUCCUUCUUGUUUUUUUUUUUCCAGCUUUAAUGCUGCCUAGGCAUAUUUCUCUGGCAUGCUAGUUUUGAACUUGUUCAAGUACAAAGUGUAAAUAUACAUAGUUUUUCUUGUAAAUAAUUUUUCGCUUUAAAAGUUAAUCAUUUCUUUA
This is a messenger RNA of Solanum dulcamara, 1355 nucleotides long. RefSeq names its product F-box protein At1g70590. Lineage: Eukaryota; Viridiplantae; Streptophyta; Magnoliopsida; Solanales; Solanaceae. The coding region runs from base 163 to 1200 and encodes 345 amino acids. The record is from RefSeq and is a predicted model, not a curated record. The transcript has 3 exons. Gene Ontology annotation, molecular function: protein binding.